This is a messenger RNA of Indicator indicator, 1278 nucleotides long. It is a transcript of the gene DPH1, whose product is annotated as diphthamide biosynthesis 1. Gene Ontology annotation, biological process: protein histidyl modification to diphthamide. The transcript has 12 exons. Gene Ontology annotation, molecular function: 2-(3-amino-3-carboxypropyl)histidine synthase activity. The record is from RefSeq and is a predicted model, not a curated record. Bases 1 to 1278 code for a protein of 425 amino acids. NCBI's taxonomy places the organism in Eukaryota, Metazoa, Chordata, Aves, Piciformes, Indicatoridae.
AUGGCGGCCUCCGUGCGGGUUGGGAGCACCGUCCCGGUGCCUGCCACAGCCCGAGGCCCCACACGGCGAGUGGCACAGCAGAUUCCUGAGGAGAUUCUCGGGAACACAGAGCUACGAGAGGCAAUGGAAGCCUUGCCCCAAAACUACAACUUUGAGAUCCCCAAGACCAUCUGGAGGAUCCGACAGGCUCAGGCCAAGAAGGUGGCCCUGCAGAUGCCAGAAGGGCUUCUCAUGUUCGCCUGCACCAUCGCGGACAUCAUUGAGCGGUUCACGGAUGCAGAGGCUGUGGUGAUGGGUGACGUGACCUAUGGUGCGUGCUGCGUGGAUGACUACACGGCCCGGGCCCUGGGCGCUGACUUCUUGGUGCACUAUGGACAUAGCUGCCUGAUUCCCAUUGACACCACUCAGGGGCUGAAGAUGCUCUAUGUGUUUGUGGACAUAAAGAUUGACAGCUCCCAUUUCCUUGAGACCAUUCGCUUCAACUUCACGGAGGGCACCUCCCUGGCCCUUGUCAGCACCAUCCAGUUCGUCUCCACACUGCAGGCAGCAUCACAGGAGCUACGCUCCCAGUACAAGGUUUGUGUGCCCCAGUGCAAGCCUCUUUCCCCAGGGGAGAUCCUGGGCUGCACAUCGCCCCGGCUCACCCAGGACACAGAUGCCAUCGUGUAUUUGGGUGACGGACGCUUCCACCUGGAGUCCAUCAUGAUUGCCAACCCAGGGAUACCUGCAUACAGGUACGAUCCCUACAGCAAGGUCUUCUCGCAGGAGCACUAUGACCAUGAACGCAUGCGCUGUGCUCGGCAGGAUGCCAUCCGCGCCGCUGCCAGUGCCCGCUGCUGGGGGCUCAUUUUGGGCACCUUAGGCCGCCAGGGCUCCCCCAGCAUCCUGCAGCACCUGGAGUCUCGUCUCAGUGCCCUGGGCCGGCCCUUCGUGCGGGUGCUGCUGUCUGAGAUCUUCCCCAGCAAGCUGCAGCUCUUCCCUGACGUGGACGCGUGGGUGCAGGUAGCCUGUCCUCGGCUCUCCAUUGACUGGGGAGAAGUCUUUGGCAAGCCACUGCUGACACCCUAUGAGGCAGCAGUGGCUCUCCGAGACAUUGAGUGGCAGCAGCCUUACCCCAUGGACUUCUAUGCCAGCCAGUCCCUGGGGCCAUGGACAGUGAACCACAGAGGCACACAGCCCCCACGCCAUGGCCAGCCAGCUCAGGGAAAACCACCUGCGACCCCUGCCUCGGCGGACAGAGGAGAGAGGCCGAGCGCUGGGAGUCCAGCAACCUCCUGA